GCCGAUCGGCGGCGGCGGCGGCGGCCGGCGGGCGGAGGAGAUGUCGCUGAAGGAGGUCCGGAUGGGGGAGGAGGUGUGGCUCACCUGCCUCUCCCACGCCCUCACCACCGAGACCGAGGAGGUCAUGGGCCUCCUACUCGGCGACGUCGAGUCCUCCAGCAGGGGCGGCUCCACCGCGCUCAUAUGGGGCGCGUCGCCGCAGAUGAGGUGCGAGCGCAAGAAGGACCGCGUCGAGGUCAACCCCGAGCUGCUCGCCGCCGCCUCCGCGCAGGCCGAGGUAAUGACGGCCACCAUCGGGAGGACUACCCGGGUGAUCGGCUGGUACCACUCGCACCCGCAUAUCACCGUCCUGCCUUCCCAUGUAGAUGUGCGUACCCAGGCGAUGUUUCAGUUGCUCGAUCCAGGCUUUGUCGGGCUGAUAUUUUCUUGUUUUAGUGAAGACGCUCAGAAGGUUGGGAAAAUCCAAGUGAUCGCCUUCCAGUCACUUGGUGGGACACAGCCCACACUCGGUGCUAUUGUUCCUGUUAUUAGCAGUCCAGUCAUCGACCUCGACUCAUCCUGGAGUUCAUCGGAUAACUCUGCACGAUAUGGUUUAGAUGGCAUCGAACAGGACACAGGGGAUUCUAGAGCUUCGAACGGAAGCAAGGUUUGGGGAAGAUCUCAGGAUGCGGAUCUUUAUUCUCAUUUGGACGCAAAUCAAUCGGCAAAACAUCAGCCAAGAGAAAACGCUCUUGUUCUUUAUGAAGCGGUCAACUCUCCUGUAGCCUCUGUUGAUCAAGAUGGUUCAGAUCUGUCCCCAAGCAUACAGGAGGCUUUGCACCGGUCAACUAUGGACAUAAGUGGUGCAGAGUAUAGAAGGAAGGAGGUGCCACUGCAUGUAUUCCCAACAAGGCAUCUGCUAAAGCUGGACGCUACAAUGACUUCUUAUUGUGAGAUGCAACGUGUCCUUUUUCAAGAGGAGCAAUCAGCAUAUAAUCAAGCUAUGCUUCAAAAUAUCUGUGAUGGGAAGAUGCAUCCACUUACAUCUAUCCACCAUACGUCUACAUACAAUUCCUCCCUCUGCAAACUAAUGGAAUACUGUUUGAGCCCAGCUAUAACUGUACUUCAGGACCGUGUGAAAGAGAAUGAGCUUCGGUUAGCUAUGCUACAGGAGGAGGCUAAACAGCUUGAGGCGGAGAACCAGAGCAUGAGACUGGAGUCGCCUCGCAGGUUGAUGCAGCGAGGGACUAGUAGCGUCAGUUCAGCAGCCGCUUCCGCCAUCCAAGGCGGUCCCAGAAGUCCUAGCGGUAGCUUCCGGAGGAAGGCUACUUGAUUUCAACCUUUGAGCUGAUGCGGCCCCGGCUGAUGCUUUGUGGAACCCUCCGACCUGUGGCUGUUGAUGAUGGAUGAAUGAAGGCGCGUACAGUGCCACUGUAGAUACCCGUCUCCUUUCAGCACAUGUUCUCUUGUGGAUGUUAUCACGCGCCAAUCCUUUUGUAAGAUUACCCCGUGCUUGUAAAAUCUGUACUUAGCCAGUUGGCUCACCUGCUGUUGCCAAGGAGCAGCGUUUCUCGAGUCAUUUGAUUUCUAAUUUUCUAGUCGGGGAAACUCUUGUAGCAAUCCUAUUGUGGAAAUGUUUAGUCAAGCUUCUGCAGUCUGGGU
Molecule: messenger RNA, 1641 nt
Organism: Lolium rigidum
Lineage: Eukaryota; Viridiplantae; Streptophyta; Magnoliopsida; Poales; Poaceae
Product: lys-63-specific deubiquitinase BRCC36-like
Exons: 10
Coding region: 41-1312 (423 amino acids)
Biological process (GO): double-strand break repair
Cellular component (GO): BRCA1-A complex; BRISC complex
Molecular function (GO): metallopeptidase activity; polyubiquitin modification-dependent protein binding
Source: RefSeq, a predicted model, not a curated record